Messenger RNA from Alternaria atra, 4317 nucleotides. RefSeq lists its product as uncharacterized. Bases 1 to 4317 code for a protein of 1438 amino acids. The transcript is spliced from 4 exons. The record is from RefSeq and is a predicted model, not a curated record. NCBI's taxonomy places the organism in Eukaryota, Fungi, Ascomycota, Dothideomycetes, Pleosporales, Pleosporaceae.
AUGAGCCGGAAUGGAGCUGAUGCGAGGGCUAUAACGAGUGACGAUCUUUGUCGGGAUGAAGUGUCCGAUGCCAUCCACGAUAUCGUUCGUCGCGCGCAAAACUCCCACGAUGGAUCCACCAAUGCCCUCUUCGUCGCAUAUGAUGAAUACAUCAAAGACUAUCAUCCAUCGCCUAGCGACGCCGCCUUAUACUACAGUUUCUUGUUGCGUAUGCGGGAACAUGAACGAGAAGGCGAGGACUUGAUGUCGCGGCUUUUUCGCGUGGUGAAAGAGGUUUUUGGUCUCCACGCAGAACUUGACGACGAAGAGGGUAUCAAUGUCCCGAACAAUCUUGACGCGACGCGUAGAGGAGCACAGGCAAGCUUGGGACGAUAUUCGAGGACUGGAAGCUUUGACUCCUUCCUUGAUGGGACGGCAGACAAAGUCGCAGGUACUGUCUAUGGUGACUUGGCUGUGCGCCCGAGGAGAUCAUCGCAGCGGGAUGCUCCGAAUGGCUAUGGCGACAAGGGGAGCCACCGUCGCGCGACAUCAGACACCGAAGCGCAUUCGUACCGGCCAGCACAACUCCCUGCUCGUAAUAGAGUGAAUGGCAUCGCGCCUCGCCGCACAAGUUCUGGACCCCAACCGCCAGUUCAUAAGCGCAGCGCUUCUGUCUCAAGCCGUGGCAGUCUACGAAUUCGAAGAGGUGGACCUACCGAGACAUACAGAACUGGCACUCACGAUGCAGAUGAGAGCGAAUUCACCGACCGCACAGCUAGCCUCGACCUCUCCUCCAUCCAAAUACCAGGAGUGAACGCGCCGAUCCCUAACGAUCCGUACGACUCCCCGCACCAGCGCCGCCUGCGACAAUCACAACAACCCCAACAGCAGCAAUAUGUUCCCGAACCGUUUCGACUGUCAGAUACCCGAUUGAUGGACGACGCGGAAACCUUCGAACACCAACGUCUACACAGAGUGACGAGGGAAUGUAUACGAAUAUGGCGUAAUCGCACCCAAGGGCGCAUGAACCUGCGUGACGAUAUGGAGAGAGCAGCCAUCGCCUUCGAUCGCCGCGUCCUGCUCAGAGCCUCCCUCCUGCAGCUACGGGACACGGCGCUUGUGAGGCGCUCUGGUCGAGAGACAAAUCACUUCUUUGAUCGGCUAGAAACUCGUGCAGACAAGGCUCGCAGUCUCUUCCUGCUCACCAAAGCCUUUACACACUGGGCAAAGUGUGCUGAAGAUGAAGUUCAGCGUACGUCAGUCGCGCGACGGCACAUUCUACGCACACGGUUCUUCAACGGCUGGCGCGAUAUCACAGCGGUCAACGAGCUCAAGAUCCAGCACUUUGCUCUUGCGAAGUUCCUCUCUAUAUGGCGAACACGUGCAGUAGAGGUGCGGGAUAGGGAUCAGUUUGCCGAGUCCUAUUACGAAGAGAAAAUCGUCAGGAAGUCGUGGAAUGCCUUGAAUAACGAGUACCUCAACAGGGGCGCGACGAACUGGCAUGACACAAAAACAGCGAGAACAACACUGCAGAAAUGGCGUGAAAUUACUGAGAUCAUGAGGGAGCGGAAUAUUUGGGCGACCGAUCGACGAGAUGGGAUGCUCCUACGGAGAACGUUCCAGACGUGGCAGCAGAAGACAGUGGCAGAAAAGGCUCUGCAAUCGCAGGCCGACCAAUUUCGCCAUGUAUCUCUCCUUGGAACGAUAUUCAGGACACUCCAGAAACAGGCGCAGCUUGAGCCACUAUUGCGCCAGGUCCAAGCACGUGUUAAUGGCCGCUUGCUUCGUGCAAGGUUCCAGGACUGGCGUAAAGACGCUCAGCUAUCACGUCAAGCACGCGACAUUGACCGUAUGCGCGUCUUGCGCAACGCUUACACCGCCUGGAACGAUAGACUGCGCAUCAAAGCUCUGGAAGAUCGUAUCAACGACCGCAUCAUUGUUGAGUGCUUGUACAAGUGGACGUUGGCCUCCCGGGUAUCCCUCUUCCAACGUGUUCACAACCGACAGCUCAAAGAGUCGACAUUCUUAUCCUGGGUCACCAAGACUAAUCAGCGCGCCAAUACCCUUGAUGCUGCAGAAAUUCGGUUCGCCCAGUUCAAGCGUGCUCAGCUGAUGCGGACAUGCUUGCGUAAAAUAGAAACUAUUACUACGGAGAGGCGGCGAGAGCAGUUCGCUAUCGUAGCAGAGUAUCAGCAAAAGCUCAAACAGCGCAUAUUCGAUAAGCUCAAAGAGAGGCAAGCGUACUUCCAAGAGUUGAAUCAAUGGUCAGCGGAUGCGCGCUUCUACGUUCUUAGCAAGCAUACACUGAAGACAUGGAGCCAAGCCACCCAACAUGCACGUCGCAACCGCAGACGCGACACAUAUUCGCAAGUCCGUAGAACGGUCAAGACAAACCUUGUGCGAAGGGUGUUUGAGCACUGGCGGGACAAGGCAAAUCACAUUGCAGUGCUGACGCAAAGAGCAAAUGACAUGCUCGAAAGUCGCACUUUCCAAACCAGUGGCGCGAUCAUGCAUCAAUGGCACGACAACACGCUCAUUCUUCGCCAACAGAAUACUCAAGCUGUGAGCCUCCAUGCCUUCAAACUUUCCGCUCGUUACUUCGCCAUUUGGUCUCAACGCUUGGAUCUGAUACACACACUCGAAGGUCAAGCUGUCGCCCUGCGGCAGGAAAGCACGGAAAUUGCAGCUACUGGUGCUCUCAAGAAGAUGGGGUGGCGUCUUUGGAACUUCCAAAGGCAAGAAGACAACGCGAGAGCGUUGUUUGAGAGGAACUUCGAGAAGCACGUUAGAGCCAUGGUUCGUUUCUGGGCAGAGCGUGCUACGGAACGACUUGGUCACCGGCCCGUGAGUCCAACGCCUACGAGUAGGUCAAGAGGACGAAGACAGGAUGAUCGCAAUGACAACGAUGGUCAUGGCAACGAUGGAGACUUCGAUGAUCGCGAUGACGACACCAAUGAUGCCGGGCAUGUAGGUCUUCAGCCAUCAGGCGACGAAACACAACUACUAGAGCCAUGGACAGCCUUCGACGAGAGCGCUCUAGGUCUGAACAACGAUCUCGACCUUUCUCUCUCCCUCACACCAGAACAACCACCACGACAUCCAACCCUCACCCCCAACCCCUACGCCCCUGCUCCCUCGCCUGCAUCAACCCGCCCGCCAGGCUCUAUCCUCCGCCGACCAAAUACCUAUCCACAACCACAAUCCGCCAUUCGACCUCCCCCGGCUACCAUAGUAGAAGACGACGAGUCUGACCUCGACUUCGGCGAAGGUGCACAAUCGACCUUCUGGUCCGGAACGCCCAUGCCGCCGCCUCCAAGCAGUAAACCAGGUUACCUCAAAACACCCAGUAAACGCAGUGUCGUUCGCGCCAAGCGUCCUGAACUCCCCGCUAGCCCAGAGAAACAACGUGUCCUCUCUCCUAAGCAUAAGCAUACCGUUGCACAAAAUCCCGACACAAUCUUUGACUGGACCGAAGUCUAUCCUGGCGCUGGCGCUACGAUGAAGGGCUUCGACGCCAACGAUGCUGUCAUGUUUAAGACUAUAGAUGAGUUGAUUCUCCAUGUCGAUGACCUCUUUACGCCUUUUGGUGGUGGUGGUGGUGUCGGUAGUCACUGGCAUCAGCGUAAUUUUGCGCAGGAAUAUGGUGUCAACGAUCUACUGUACAAAAUCAAAGAGCAGACGGGUCGUCUCGAGGAGGAGCUCAAUGCGCAGUUCCGCAACAUCGUGGACCAGCUUUCGAAUUUGUCGACUACCUACGACAAGUACAGCGAUCCCAAGGCGGAAUCAACUCAGGAAAUGCUCCACGAUUUGCUGCGUGAGGCUCGUUUCGAAGUACCGAAGGGAUCGAAGACGCCGUCUAUUGAAAUUGAUCCAAUGUACAGGAAGAUCACCAGAAUUGUACUUCAAAUGUUGGCUUUGGACGCUAGACAUGUGCGGAAGAACAUAGAAGAAUGGAAAAAGCACCCAGACUUCCGCAGUGAAAUGCUUGAGGAUGGUGUGGUUGUUCCUGAAACCGAGGAGGAGCUGGACGCGAUGAUCGCCCAGUCUGUUGAUGAGAAUCUUAGGUGGCUGGAGUCGUUGCACAAGUUCCGACACAUGGCUGAUAUGAUUGAAGAUGGACUAGUUUACUUUUAUUCGGCCAUGAAGAAGCAUAACGACCUGGAGCAGCUGCACAAUCUACGAGAUACGGCUGAAGAUGGAUUAGAACGCAUGUAUCGGGUCAUGAAGAAGAAGACCGAUCAGGUCAAAAAGGACUGGGAGAACAACCAGAAGAAGACCAAUUGCAAGAACGAUAAUAAGAACGAGAACAAGAAGUUGUAUUUCCCAAGUAGUUCUUGA